Messenger RNA from Naumovozyma dairenensis CBS 421, 3639 nucleotides. RefSeq names its product New1p (gene NEW1). Gene Ontology annotation, molecular function: ATP hydrolysis activity; ATP binding. The coding region runs from base 1 to 3639 and encodes 1212 amino acids. The record is from RefSeq and is a predicted model, not a curated record. The transcript has a single exon. Lineage: Eukaryota; Fungi; Ascomycota; Saccharomycetes; Saccharomycetales; Saccharomycetaceae.
AUGCCUCCUAAGAAGUUCCAAAAUUUGGACCAGUUUUUGGAUGAACAACCAAAGGAUCCUAACGUUGUUGCAUCCCCAUUCGGCGGUGUCUUCAAGUCAAAUAAUACGAAUAACUACCAACAAAAGCGGACAGUGCAUAAAUCCAACACUAACCGUAAUUAUAAUCAAACGUAUCCGCAACAAGGUGGUUACCAAAAUUAUCAACAACAAGGUGGGUACCAAAAUUAUCAACAACAAGGUGGUUAUCAAAAUUACCAACAACAAGGUGGGUACCAAAAUUACCAACAAGCUGGUUACCAAAAUUACCAACAACCACAAGGUGGGUAUCAAAAUUACCAACAACAACAAGGUGGUUACUCUAAUUAUAAGCAAUCUACCGUUACUCCUACCCAAAGUGGUACCCCAACUCCAUCUGCUUCCACUACUUCUUUAACUUCUUUAAAUGCAAAAUUAGCUAAUUUAGAGUUAUCUCCAAUUUCUACAAUCUUAUCCAAGAUUACCGAAUGUACCACGAUCACGGAGUGCAAAAGUCAAAUUAAAUUAGCUAUCGAACAAUUCGAAAAUGCAAAUUCAAACAAUACUGCUGGUCAAAAAAUUGUUGAAUGGAAUAUCACAGAUAUAUUAUCGAAAUUCUCCAAACCAAAGAACCCACAAUUAGUUAGAGAAUCUUCCAUGUUAUUAAUUUCGAACUUGGCUCAAUUCUUUACCAACAAAUCUCCUCAAGAAGCUCAUCUUAUUCCAUUAUUCCAAUACGCAUUGGAUGCUAUGGCCGAAAAGGAAACCACCGUAAAGCGUGCUGCUCAACAUGCCGUUGACGCGUUAUUGUCAGCUUUCCCAGCCGAAUCAUUGACUAGUUACGUCUUACCAUCAAUCUUAUCUUAUCUAGCAUCCGGUGCCAAAUGGCAAUCAAAAUUAGCCGCUUUAACAAUCGUAGAUAGAAUAAGAGAAGAUUCUCCAAACGAUUUAUUAGAAUUAACAUUCAAACAAGCAGUCCCAAUCUUAACUGACGUGACCACUGAUUUCAAACCAGAAUUAGCCAAACAAGGUUAUAAGACUUUAUUAGAUUACGUAUCUAUUCUAGACAAUUUAGAUUUAUCAUCCCGAUACAAGUUAAUUAUUGACACUUUACAAGAUCCAACCAAAGUUCCACAAUCAGUCAAGGCAUUAUCUAGUGUCACUUUCGUUGCGGAAGUCACGGAACCUGCUUUAUCCUUAUUGGUCCCAAUCUUAAGUAGAUCUUUGAGUUUGUCAUCUUCAUCUCAAGAACAAUUAAGACAAACUGUUAUCGUUAUUGAAAAUUUGACUAGAUUGGUUAACAAUAGGUUUGAAAUUGAAAGUUUCAUCCCACAAUUAUUACCUGGUGUGCAAAAGGUUGUCGAUACCGCGUCUUUGCCUGAAGUUCGUGAAUUGGCUGGUAAGGCUUUGAACGUCUUAAAGGGUAAUGAGGAUUUGGGAAAUGAUGAUACUAAAUUCCCUGGUAGAUUGACUGAUGCUCAAAGUAAAGAAUUCCUAGUGGAACAUUUGAAUCAAUUGGAUGAUGAAGAAACCAAGAACAUGAUUUUAAAAGAUGAUGUUGUCUUAGAUUAUUUGACGAAGGUCUUGACCGUCCAAGCUAAUGUAAAUGAUUGGACUAAAUUGACUAAAUUACUUGUCAAUGUUCUGGGAGAAUCUAAGAAGGAUUUCAUUGAAACUGAAUUCAUUUCAAACUUAAGAGCAAUCUUCCAUCAAGAAAAGGUCGCAUAUGAUGAGGAUGAAGGUAUUGAAAUUGUCAAUACUGAUUUCUCGUUGGCUUACGGGUCAAGAAUGUUAUUGAAUAAAACUACUUUACGUUUGAUUAAAGGUCACCGUUACGGUCUUUGUGGUAGAAAUGGUGCUGGUAAAUCUACUUUGAUGAGGGCUAUCGCUAACGGUCAAUUAGAUGGGUUCCCAGAUAAAGAUACAUUACGUACUUGUUUUGUUGAACAUAAACUACAAGGUGAAGAAGGUGAUUUGGAUUUAGUGUCAUUUAUUGCAUUAGAUGAAGAAUUACAAUCCACAUCUCGUGAUGAAAUUGCUAACGCUUUAGAAUCUGUUGGAUUUGAUGAGGAAAGAAGGGCUCAAACUGUUGGUUCUUUAUCUGGUGGUUGGAAAAUGAAAUUAGAAUUGGCAAGAGCUAUGUUACAAAGAGCAGAUAUCUUAUUAUUAGAUGAACCUACUAACCAUUUAGAUGUGAGCAAUGUUAAAUGGUUAGAAGAUUACCUAUUGGAACAUACUGAUAUUACUUCUCUAAUUGUUUCCCAUGACUCUGGUUUCCUCGAUGCUGUUUGUACCGAUAUUAUUCAUUAUGAAAAUAAAAAACUAGCUUACUAUAAAGGUAACUUGGCUGCAUUUGUUGAACAUAAACCAGAAGCCAAAGCAUACUAUACUUUAUCUGAUUCUAAUGCUCAAAUGCAUUUCCCACGCCCUGGUAUCUUAACCGGUGUCAAAUCUAAUACAAGAGCUGUCGCCAAGCUUACCGAUGUCACGUUUGCCUAUCCAGGAGCUGAAAAACCAUCUUUGAGUCAUGUCUCCUGUUCUCUUUCAUUGUCUUCUCGUGUUGCUGUCUUAGGUCCAAAUGGUGCUGGUAAAUCUACUUUAAUUAAAUUAUUGACAGGUGAAUUGGUUCCACAAGAAGGUAAAGUUGAAAAACAUCCAAAUUUACGUAUUGGUUACAUUGCCCAACAUGCUUUAGAACAUGUUAACCAACAUAAGGAAAAAACCGCUAAUCAAUAUUUACAAUGGCGUUAUCAGUUCGGUGAUGACCGUGAAGUUCUAUUGAAGGAAUCCAGAAAGAUUUCGGAGGAAGAAAAGGAAAUGAUGACCAAAUUAAUUGAUGUCGAUGAUGGUAGAGGUGAAAGAGCCAUUGAAGCUAUUGUUGGUAGACAAAAAUUAAAGAAAUCUUUCCAAUACGAAGUUAAAUGGAAAUAUUGGAAACCAAAAUAUAACUCUUGGGUUCCAAGGGAGGUAUUGAUUGGUCACGGUUUUGAAAAAUUAGUUCAGAAAUUCGAUGAUCAUGAAGCUUCAAGAGAAGGUUUAGGUUACCGUGAGUUGGUCCCAUCUGUUAUUUCUAAACAUUUCGAAGAUGUCGGUUUGGACUCUGAAAUUGCUAACCAUACUCCAUUGGGUUCCUUAUCUGGUGGUCAGUUAGUUAAGGUUGUUAUUGCCGGUGCUAUGUGGAAUAAUCCUCAUUUGUUAGUUUUAGACGAACCUACCAAUUAUCUAGAUAGAGAUUCUUUAGGUGCCUUAGCUGUUGCUAUCCGUGAUUGGUCUGGUGGUGUUGUUAUGAUUUCACAUAACAAUGAAUUUGUUGGUGCCUUAUGUCCUGAACAAUGGAUUGUAGAAAAUGGACAAAUGACCCAAAAGGGUGUCAAGGAAGUUGAUCAAUCUAGAUUUGAAGAUGGUGGUAAUGCUGAUGCUGUCGGAUUGAAUCCAAAACCAACUGCUUCUGUAAUAGAUGAUGAUUCUCCAGCUAAUAUCAAGGUUAAACAAAGAAAGAAGAGAUUGACAAGGAAUGAAAAGAAGAUUCAAGCUGAACGUCGUCGUUUACGUUACAUCGAAUGGUUAUCCUCUCCAAAGGGUACACCAAAGCCUGUAGAUACUGAUGAUGAAGAAGAAGAUUAA